Puma concolor (puma) is the source of this 1287-nucleotide messenger RNA. RefSeq names its product acyl-coenzyme A amino acid N-acyltransferase 2-like. Gene Ontology annotation, molecular function: fatty acyl-CoA hydrolase activity. Lineage: Eukaryota; Metazoa; Chordata; Mammalia; Carnivora; Felidae. The record is from RefSeq and is a predicted model, not a curated record. Gene Ontology annotation, biological process: fatty acid metabolic process; acyl-CoA metabolic process. Gene Ontology annotation, cellular component: peroxisome.
CACUACAGUUCCCUCUGCCAGUUGUCAAUGUUCCAGCUGACCGCCACCCCGGCAAGUGCCCUUGCAGAUGAGCCAGUGCAUAUCCGAGUGACAGGCCUGUCCCCGUUGCAGAUAGUGACCCUCACGGCAUCCCUGAAGGAUGAGAAAGGGUAUGUGUACCAGUCUAAAGCCUUCUACAAGGCGAACGAGGUUGGCGAACUGGACCUAACAGAGGCUCCUUCAAUUGGAGGCGACUAUGUGGGGGUCCACCCGAUGGGUCUCUUCUGGUCUCUGAAGCCCGAGAAGGUUUUCCGGAGGCUGAUUAAGCAGGAUGUGAUGAACAGCCCCUUUUAUGUCACUCUGAACCUAUAUGACUCAGUUUAUUUGCAAGUUUCCACCACAGAUCAGCCUAGGGCCAGCCAGACGGUACAGCGCUGGUUCUCAGGCCCUGGCAUACAGCGGGUGCAGAUCCGAGAAGGUCGUGUGCGAGGAGCCCUUUUUCUCCCUCCAGGGGAAGGUCCUUUCCCAGGAAUCGUGGAUUUGUUUGGGGGCAGAGGGGGUCUGGUUGAAUUUCGGGCCAGUCUUUUGGCUACCCAUGGCUUUGCGGUGUUGGCAUUAGCAUAUUUUCUCUAUGAAGAUCUGCCUAAAACACUGGAGGAGAUCGACCUGGAAUAUUUUGAGGAAGCUGCUAACUGGCUAUUAGUUCAUCCCAAGAUCCAAAAGCCAGGAAUCGGAGUGAUCUCCGUGAGCAAAGGUGUAGAGAUCGCGCUGGCCAUGGCCUGCUUCAUGAAGCAGGUGGUAGCCACCAUCUGCAUCAAUGGGCCCAACGCCAUCUAUGAAUUUCCGCUCAGGUACAAAGAUCUGGUUAUAACACCCAUCCCCUCGUUUAUGGAGCGCGUGCAGAUUGACGUUUUAGGAGCUAUGCGCUUCCGCCACUACAAGGGGGACGCCCGGGAUGAACUGAAUCGGAAGAGUGUGCUUCCCAUCGAAAAGGCCCAGGGUGCGAUUCUCUUCAUUGUAGGAGACGGUGAUGAAUGCUUGAAUAGCAGGGAGUAUGCUGAGCAGGCCUUGGACCAGCUGAGGAGCCAUGGGAGAAACAAUGGAAGGAUGCUGGUAUACCCGGGGGCGGGCCACCUCAUAGAACCGCCCUACACACCCCUGUGUUAUGCUUCCCCACACAGGUUCGGUUCCGGGAUCCUGCUCUGGGGAGGGGACCCUGUUGCCCAUGCGGCAGCCCAGGAGCACUCCUGGGGAGAGAUCCAGAAAUUCUUCAGGGAACACCUUACUCAAACCAGAAGCAAACUCUGA